This is a messenger RNA of Erigeron canadensis, 1541 nucleotides long. RefSeq names its product OVARIAN TUMOR DOMAIN-containing deubiquitinating enzyme 7. Gene Ontology annotation, biological process: protein deubiquitination. The transcript is spliced from 11 exons. Gene Ontology annotation, molecular function: cysteine-type deubiquitinase activity. NCBI's taxonomy places the organism in Eukaryota, Viridiplantae, Streptophyta, Magnoliopsida, Asterales, Asteraceae. The record is from RefSeq and is a predicted model, not a curated record. Bases 137 to 1300 code for a protein of 387 amino acids.
UAUCAUCGCCUUUAUGAUCACUCGAUCCGGCAUGAACCACCGUCUUCUUUUAACCGUCAUCUAUAUAAUCUUCUACACACACACACACACACACACAUAGUUAUAAACUCUCAAUCGAUAAAUUGAAAACAAAAGAAUGGUGAAAACAAAAAUUAAAAAAUCGAAGCCUAAUAAGCAGCCCAAUCAGACGAAAAAUAAAGGAAAGCAAUCUGAUAUAUCCGAGUUUGUAGCUCAGCUCGACGCGCUAGGUUUAAAAAUUAUUAAAGUAACCGCGGACGGAAACUGCUUUUUCAGAACGUUGGCGGAUCAGUUGGAUGGUGACGAGGAUAAGCAUGAGAAUUACCGGAAGAUGGUGGUGCAAUAUAUUGUGAAAAAUCGAGGAUGCUUUGAGCCUUUUAUUGAAGAUGAAGUGCCAUUUGAUGAAUACUGUCAGUCCAUGGAAAAGGAUGGCACAUGGGCUGGAAAUAUGGAGUUACAGGCUGCUUCGUUAGUGACUCGCUGUAAUAUAUGUAUACACAGAAAGUCUUCACCUCGUUGGUAUAUAAAGAAUUUUAGUGACCAUGAUGCGCAAAUGAUCCAUUUGUCUUAUCAUGAUUUUGAGCAUUACAAUAGUGUGCGGUUAAAGGAAGACACCUGCAAUGGACCAGCUAGACCAAUCGUAAUCAAGGCCGAUGCUGAUCUUUCAGUGAAGGCCCAUCAAGCAAAUGGUGCCGUUUCCAAGUCCAAAGGCAAGUCUGCAAAGACUGUUACCCAGGCAGAAUCAGUUACAACUGUCAAAGUUGGAAGUGGAUGCGAAAACGAGGAAAAAGUUAAAUGGGUGUUAUCCCAAGUGAAAGGAGAUGUUAAUGCUGCAAUAGAGUUUAUUAUAGCGGAGCAAGGAACUGAAGAUUCCUCUGUUGAAGACGAUAGACUUACAUAUGCAGUGGACACUUCUCAUGAAUGUUUUAGCAACUUCCAUGAUGAGCAAAGUGAGCAGUGUGAUGAGAAGCUUGACAACAAAUAUAUUAAGGAGAAACAGACUCCCAGUAACUCUGAAAAAGAAAAUGAUAAUACCAAUUCCUGGCAUGAUGAAAAGAAAAUACCCAGAAACAAGCCUUGUCCAUGUGGUUCAAAGAAGAAAUACAAGUCUUGCUGUGGCACAGCGGCAGGAAGAUCAUCUUCAGUUGCAGUAAAUCAUACUGCUAACAAUGGAAUGGGUAGAAAAGAUAAGAAGCGAGGAAAGAAAGCCGGGUCAACAAAUUUGUCCGUAAUGCAUGGUUCCGAUGAAGCUUCUCCUGACAUGGGUGCCCUUUGUAUAUGAACAUCUUCCCCGGCUAUCAGUGAGCUCCACUACCUAUAGUACAUAAUCUUUUACAUGUGGUUAUGAUGAUUUUCUUCUUUCUUAAACUUUCAGUUAUCACCUAUAUCCAGAACUAAGCUAUUUGGUGCUUCCUUGAAACUUAAAUCCAGAUUGUACUAUAUAAACUAACCAAUUUAAGUCUCAUCUGAAAUGUAUAAAAUAUAGUUCUUAAAUCCAGAGCUAAUUAUUUCUUUUUGUAUUA